UUAGUACACAGCUGCCCUGGAGGGAGAAAGAGAUCUUAAGACAGUCUCGAGGAAGAUGAAGGAAUAUUUUAGCCCUUCUGACUGAUUUAAACUACCCACAUUUGCAGCUACUUUACUCCCAUAGGCUUUCCCCCACCUACACCACACAGUGGCAGGUGGCCUCAGAUCAGCAGAUGUGGUAGAAACCAUCUUACCUGACUGACAGAGGUUUGGAUCCUCCCCUAUUACUUGAGCAGGCAACAGAGUUAAGAGCUGAAGCUUCACUUUGCAGAGAGACUGCACGCCAGGCACGAGGCUCCCUACUCCUCCCCUCUACCACUCUGUCUUUUACUGGGCUCUUGUCCAGAGAAUGACUGGCCCCAGCGGACCUGAGAGGAGGAUCACACGCUGAAGACACAGAACAGCAGCUCUUACUCUGCAGACUGGGAUUUUACAAAUCAGCAGCUCGAACACCUAUAUGGGAUUCAGAGACUGGCUUGUAAUUUUUCCACUUUUUUUUUUCUUUAUCAGAUCAUAAACAGUGGAGCAAACGCUGCACUUGCUGACAGCUAAAAAAAACAAAACAAAAAAAAAAAAAACAGACGGACUGACAUAUGGACAGAGAGCAGUGAGCACUGCGGCGUGAAUGUAGCAACUGGACUUCUCUUCUCUCUGGUUGCUAAGACCAAACAAGGAUAAUAGCCAAAGCACUAUCCUUUCCACCAAAGGUAGUGGGUGGAUGCAGCUUUCAGCAGGCUGCUAUAGGGGAGAGCAGUCACUGCAUAGAGGCUGCCUGUAAAGCUGAUCGACACAGAGGUGAUUCUGAGAAAAUGCUCUGCUACCUUCAACUACAUUCUUCUUGAAUACUGAGGACUAUCUGCUGUGUUUAGUGGAAAUAUAUACAAAUACUUGUGGAGUUUCAACAUUUUUUGGACUUUGCUGCUCAUGCUGAGUGGACACAUAGCUUUUUAACCUAAUGCCUAUAAAAUGCUUAUCUUAGACAUCAUGGCAGGAUGGAUAAGGUCUGUAAAUCUGUCACUGAUGCUGCUGUGUCUUAUUCUGCUGGGAAUGGCUCACACUAAGCACAGCAUAUACCCAAGGAUACGACUCUCCCACAAAGAGCUUUGGCAGAUGAACAGGACCUGGAUCUUCCAGGGACGUGGAGUGCCUCUUCAGCCCCAGACCAUGCUGUUGGAUGAGAGCCACCAAAGGCUUUAUGUUGGUGCCAAGAAUGCUUUGUUCUCCCUCAACUUGGACAGAGUGAAUGCUCACUACAGACAGAUUAACUGGGCGAGUACUGAAUUUCAGAUAGAGGAGUGUAUGAUGAAGGGAAGGGAAAAGCCUGAAUGUGCAAACUACAUUAAAGUUCUGCAAAAGUACAACCAGACUCAUUUGCUGGUCUGUGGAACAGGAGCCUUUAAUCCCAUCUGUGCCUUGGUCAAAGUGGGACACAAAGGGCAGGAAACUAUGUUUGCUGUGGAAGAGGAGAGUGUUACGAGUGGGAAGGGACGCUGUCCAUUUGACCCCAACAGUUCUUGCAUGUCAACACUUCAUAGAGGAGAGCUCUACAUUGGCCUGUAUACUGACUACUGGGAGAAUGAUGGUGCUUUGUGUCGACUUAACCACCACACCUACACACGCACCGAAAGAAACGACAGGCAGCAGCUCAACGAGCCCAAGUUUGUGGGGUCAGCAGUUAUCCCUGACAACGAUGACAGAGAUGAUGAUAAAGUUUACUUCUUCUUCACUGAGCGGGAGACUGAUGGAGAAGGAGUGAACAGGGGAAUCCUUACCCACAUUGGGCGUGUGUGCGCGAAUGACCAAGGAGGACAGCGAAUGCUGGUAAAUAGAUGGAGCUCUUUCCUGAAAACUCGCCUCAUCUGUUCUGUGCCUGGACCAAAUGGCAUUGAUACACACUUUGAUAAUCUUGAGGAUGUGUUUGUGCUCACAAAGAAAGAUGAAAAAAACCCAGAAAUAUUUGGCCUCUUUAGCACAACAAGUGCCGUGUUUAAGGGCUAUGCUGUGUGUAUGUAUCAUAUGGAAGACAUAAGAGCAGCCUUCAAUGGACCAUUUGCAUACCGAGAGAAACUUGAGCAUCACUGGACACCAUAUGAAGGCAGAGUCCCGUAUCCUCGACCUGGAUCUUGUGCCAGUAAAGUGAAUGGUGGAGGUUUCUCCAGUUCAAAGGAGUUUCCCGAUGAGGUUUUGCGGUUCGUGCGCUCUCAUCCUGUGAUGUAUCGUCCCGUCCUUCCACAUCACCACAGACCUAUUCUCCUGCAGUCAGAGCCAGGCAGAAGAAAGCUGACCCAGAUUGCAGUAGACAAAGUCCAAGCACAGGAUGGACACUACCAUGUUCUCUACAUUGGCACUGAUGACUCUGUGGUUUUGAAAGUUAUCACCAUCUACAACAAAGACACAGACACAGUAGAGGAGGUGCUGCUGGAGGAGCUGCAAAUUUUCAAGGUCCCAGCUCCAAUCAAAGAGAUCAUAAUAUCACCCAAAAGGCAACAGCUGUAUGUUGGGUCAGAAGUCGGUGUUGCACAAAUCAGACUACAUCAAUGUGACCUCUACGGUUCAGCGUGUGCUGACUGUUGUCUGGCUAGAGACCCAUACUGUGCCUGGGAUGGUCUCACCUGCUCCAGAUACUACCCAGCUGGAGUUUUCACCAAGAGCAGACGAUUCAGGCGACAGGAUAUUCGCCAUGGCAACGCCGUACAGCUGUGCAAUGGACUGCAAAUUGAUGAUGAACAAUGGCAGAGGGCUGAGGAGAGGCUAAUGUACAGCAUUGAGAGCAACACCACUUUACUGGAAUGUGUCCCUCGAUCACUUCAAGCUAAGGUCCUCUGGUUCUUGGAGAAAGGAGGGGAAAAACAUGAGGUAAUAGGUGAUGAACGAGUCAUCGUGACGUCUCACGGGCUUCUGUUCUUACACGUGAGGAGCUCUGACGCUGGCAUGUAUGUGUGUCAGACUGUGGAACACGGAUAUGUGCACACACUACUGAGGAUCAACCUGCAUGUGCUCCGAGGAGAGAUUCUUCAGACAGCAAUGCACAAGCCUAACGAUGGAGACGGAGUUUCAGCUCAAUGCCACUCUAUCCUAGUCCCUGCACCUGCCCCCAGCGUCAAACCUCGAUCUCUGCAACCACUCUCAGUCCCAGCAUCCAACUCCAGGGUCUGGUACAAGGAGUUCCUGCAGCUAAUUGGUUACGGUGAUGCUCAGAAAGUGGAGGAAUACUGCGAGAGAGUGUGGUGCUCUGAUAAGAAACGCAAAAAGACCAAAAGGAAGUAUGUUUCUUUAGGUGGUGAGAAGAAAGGAAAAGGAAGGGGAGAGGAGAACUCCCACAGAGCUCCCAGGCACACUUUUGACACCUGAGGACAACAAAGACUCGCAACACAUAAACACACACACCCGCACACACUGUGUAAAGUUCAUACUCUGUGUUUGCACCAUGUAAGAAGAAUACGCUGUACGUUCAACAAGAGCUGCAAAAGAUAGAGUAGCAGAUUGCCUUACAAUUGUAGCUGCAUUUACCACUGAGGUCUUUUAUGCUUCAUUUAAAAGUCACAUCUAGUCUUUUUCUGUGAUGUAACCCUAUUAUUUACUGUAGACCCUGGAGGAACACACACAGACAUCACCAUUAGCACAGAAAAGAGACUCUCGUGGGAAAAGAUGGACAAAAUUGUGUAAAGUUUCCUCUAAUCAUUGAGACACACCAUGUAGGCUGAUCAAUGAGGACCCUGCAAGACUGCUUCUUUAAAUCUCAGCCUUUCUCAACACUUCACUGAGUGGCAGUAAUGAUAUUUUCUGUAAAAUAUGAGAAAACAAAUUAUAAUGUCAAACAUAAUUUUUAGUUGCAUGGUAAAUUAUUUUCUUUAUUUUUACACUGAGCUAUUUUGAUGUAAUAAUGUCAAAAACUGGAAGAUAGAUUGUUGUUCUGCUUGUAUGGUCAUAAGGCUAUGAGUUUAUAGAGUGAGACCGUAAGCAGUAUGUGUGGUUAUAAUGUUCACUAGACUACACAUUUUAGCAAGAUAUUUACAUACAUAGCAUAAGAAAGACACACAAACCUUUUCCAUUGUGUACUUGUUGUCUGACAUGAAAUCAGUUUAAACUUUUCCUGUUUUAGUUCAAUUAGGAUUACCAAAGUAAGUUGUAUUUGCUAAAUGUUAUAAUUUGAUAAUAAUAAUGAGAUGAUUUUAAAGAUAAUUUACAUUGCUUUCUUUAAAUUCAGAAGUUCACUUAAAUCUUCUUAGUAUUUGGUAACAAAACAUUUCAUCUGUAUGACUUUUAUCAAAUGUUUUGAGUAUUCUUCAGCAAGCGCUUUACUACAGUUUGUCAGAAUUUACAACGUUUUGCAAGCAGGACUUACAAAGUCCAGGCUUUAUCAGAUUGCUUAAAGUAAUAAUAUUCUUUGUGUGUGUAAACUUUUAACUUUAAAGAAAGGAAUAAAUAACAAAAAUUACAAUCUGGCACUUAGCAAAUACAACUAACUUUAGUAAUCAUAAGUGACCUAAAGUGUCAGAAGUUUACUCUGAUUGAAUAAUAGGCAGUAAGAAAAAUUGUUCCGUGUCAUAUUACACAGUGUUUGUAUUUAUCUAGUACCAACUGUUGCAAUGCCAUUGUCAUGGGUAUUUUGAGGCAUGUUUCAAAUAUAACUAUGCCCCCCAAGAAUACAAAUACUAUUUAUGCACUUGUAAAACCUAUUUCAAUGCAUAAAAAAAAUUAUCUUACCAGUGGUUUUUUUAUUUAUCCACUCUUACCUCUGGUACUGCUGAAGGUUUAAUCAAGUGAGUCAGUUGUGCAUAUUGUGUUUUGUAUUUGCUUUGAGGUUAUUUCUGUGUAGAUCUGGUUAUAUCUAUGUAAUCAAAUUGUAAUUUUUUCUUCUCUUGUGACUUUUUGUUCCCCCUGUAUCAAGUCCUGUUGUGAUUGACAAACCAUCUGAGACUCAUCUGCAAGAUGUCGUCUCAUCUUGAAGAUGAGAGGCAUAGUUAUCACAAAGAGUUAAUCUCAUUUUCCUCUGAAUAAAAAAAAUAGAAACAAAUAAAUGUUUCAGCAGCCAUUAAGGCAUGUCAUUAACAAAACAGAAGCGAUGUGAAUAUUCAUUUGAUUCUAAAAUGAUAGAAUCAACCAGAUGUUUUGUUUGAAGGCUUGUACUAGUUGUGCUCAUUUCUGUACUCAGUAGGGUCAUGUAUGCCUUUUCUCAGUUUGUGCAUUAUUUAUUGAUUUCUAUAUUGACUGUUUUGACUGCAUCUAAGGGGUAUUCAUAAUGUGGUAAGACAACUGUUACAUAUCUGUCAAAAGCUUAUAUCAGCAUUAUAUUCCUUAACUAUUAUAGUGGCAAAACCUCAAUAUUGUGAAAAUUGUGUAGAUUUUACCCUUAAAAUGCCUGCAAUUAAAAACAGGACUACUUUUCUUCCUUGCUGUUACCUGGUUUAAAGAAAGAAUUAAUAAAGGAUAUUCUAAGCUCAGGCACACAUAUAAAGAAAGAAAGAAUAAAACAUGUUUUACAUUC
Xiphophorus maculatus (southern platyfish) is the source of this 5488-nucleotide messenger RNA. It is a transcript of the gene sema3e, whose product is annotated as semaphorin 3E. Gene Ontology annotation, biological process: semaphorin-plexin signaling pathway; negative regulation of axon extension involved in axon guidance; axon guidance. Lineage: Eukaryota; Metazoa; Chordata; Actinopteri; Cyprinodontiformes; Poeciliidae. Gene Ontology annotation, molecular function: chemorepellent activity; semaphorin receptor binding. The transcript is spliced from 17 exons. The record is from RefSeq and is a predicted model, not a curated record. Bases 967 to 3351 code for a protein of 794 amino acids.